AUGUACCAGAGCCGUUAUCACCCGAACUGUGUGGCUGCCUGGAUCGCAAAACCAGAUGGCACUAGGCUGGAGACGAUACACGCCAAGUUUGUUGAACUGUCACAAAUCACCGACAAAUAUCACUUCGUGACAGUUCUGAUGGAAGCACGGGCCCUAUGGAUGAUUAACUCGUUGCAUGGUGUGGUAAAAUUCCUCGACGACUUCGCCCAAUCGGUAGGAUCGAUUAAAUUCGACAACCCGGAUGACAUCACGAUAGACAGUUCAGUCUACCACGAACGUGAUUCAUUCUUAAUUGGAUGA
Messenger RNA from Periconia digitata, 300 nucleotides. The record is from the annotation of a GenBank genome assembly. Lineage: Eukaryota; Fungi; Ascomycota; Dothideomycetes; Pleosporales; Periconiaceae.